This is a messenger RNA of Symbiodinium natans, 4713 nucleotides long. Lineage: Eukaryota; Dinophyceae; Suessiales; Symbiodiniaceae. The record is from the annotation of a GenBank genome assembly.
AUGCAACAACUCGGUCUCUUGCGCAGGAAGUGCACGGCAAAGUCUGGCUCAGCCGAUUCAGGCUCACCUCCAGAUGCCAGUACGCACUCGGAGCAAGAUGGCCUGGAAGACAAUGUGGACUCCUCGGUGAAGUCACUUUCGGGAGCGCUGGAGUUGGCAGACAGCUUCCUUGCUGCUUCGAGCAGUCAAGAGGGCCUUCAUGUACAGAGCCUGGGAGACUGUCCUCCAACCUUGGACAAGAAUGACGUGACCGCCGUGACCGCACCGGAGCCGCCGGAAUCAAUUGAGGUGAGAAAAGAAGCUUCGCAAGCUUCGCAAGCUUCGCGCGGGAGCUUGCUCCGAAGAACUUGUCGUAUCGGAGGGCUGCCAUCAGCCUGUCCAGAGACAAAACCCAGUGCUGGGUUACUGGAGCUGAGGGAAGCUGCGACAUCAUUCUUGGAGGCGGACUUCGAUGCAUCACUUCCAUCACUUCCUUCAUAUUUUCAUAGGGAGCCUGAGGAGUUGAGGGAGCCAGAGAAUUCAGAGUCCGAGUGCGGGGACCGAGCCCGGUCGCCCACCAAAUGCACCCAAUCUCAGUCUGUGCCGGUGAGGCCGGCGAAGGAGGCGAAGGAGGCCAAGGAGGGGUCCGACGCCUCGGCGUCGAAACUGGAGCCUCCGAUGCCGACGGAGCCCAGCUUUCUCCCGGUGCGUCGACGGGUCCGGUGCAAGAGCAAAGCUCCGCGGCCGACGUGCGUCGAGGACGGAGCCUGUGACCCUUCCUUCUUCAGCUCACAAGAAGACUUCGAGGAUUUCUGGAUUUCAGCCCUUGAGAAAGCCUUGGAUGCUGAGGACGAGGAAGUGCACGGAGAGAGUCUGCUGCGAAGACCGACGCCCAAGAAUCGCUUGGACGCUGGCGGAGAUGCUGUCACAAAGACGCUCAAGAAAGGUCUGUCGACCUUCAUGGCGGAUGCCAAACCCCGUCUCGGGAAAGGCGCGUUGGAGGCCUUCAACGGCGGCGUGCCGCCGGACGAAGCUCUGCACGAGGCCCGUGGCUUGGUGUACAGGGAUAUGGGAGACUACCAGACCGCUUUGGUAGAUUUCGAUGCCGUGAUUGACUUGGAGCCCCAGAGAGGGAGGCACUACUACAACCGCGGCGUUGUCUACCACCGCAUGGGCCGUGAGCAGGAUGCCAUCGAGGAUCUGUCCAGGGCGAUCGAUCUUGGCAGCACGGAGGCCGCAGUCUUCAGCGAACGUGGCCUAGCGUGGAGAUCCUUUGGAAACAUGGCGCAGGCUGUGAUCGACCUCACGGCAGCCAUUGAAGCAGAUGGCACCCAGACGCUAUACUUGUCAAACCGUGCGCAAUGUCUUUUUGAACAGGGGCUGUAUGACAGAGCUGAGGCCGAUUUGAGCCGAGCUCUUCAGAUUGAUGGUCGCGAUGCCGAGUUGCUUUACAGGCGUGGCAUCACUCGCUAUGCGCAGCGGCACUAUGCAGAGUCGAUAGCUGACCUCAAAGCCGCCUUGUCGCAGGGACCAAUACCGGGGCAUGAGGCGGAGGUCUACUACCACCUAGGUGUUUCCUACGCCAACCUUGGCAAGCACCAACUUGCGGUUCCGGUGUACGACCAGGCCAUUGGCCUUGCAAAGGGUGACCACCCCCAUUACCUGCAUGAGCGCGCGAAAAGCUUGCAAAUAAUCGGCGAGCACAAGCGUGCGCUGGAUGAUUUCUCCAGAGUGAUUGACUUGCAGCCAACAAAUGCCCGUGCCAUGUUUCGCCGUGCUUUCAGCUUCAAGGCAGAGAGCAUGUACGAGGAGGCUGCCGAGGACUUCGAGGCAGAAGCUCUGCCGGACUGGUUACUGGAAGAAGGCUUCGCCGGUCAAGUUCGUAUUGUCAAUACAUCCACCUAUGGACGAGGGCUGCAAGCAGGCGUGGCCUACCUGCGGGGCGACGAGAUUUUGAGUGUCCCUCUGCGGCAUGUCUUUUGCAGCGAGACUCUGGCCAGCCUGAACAUAGGACGAUUGCUUACAGACAGAGUGGACCUUUCCUCUUCGGAUAUCCUAGCAGCAACUCUUGCUGCUUAUGCGAGUGACCCGCAACGAGAAGCAACUAUGAUGCGGCUGUUGCCAAACGAUCUCUCCCAUCACCCACUCUUCUACGACGACGACACUUGGGAACUGGCCGAUCGGCUUGUGUCAGGAGGCCUUUUGCAUUCAGCACUGGAUGAAGUGCUGCAAAGCUGGCAUCGGGUAUCCAGUGUCCUAAACGAGAUAUCCAAGACAUCGCUGGAAGCUUUUGAGUCUUUCGAGCAUGACUACCGUGGCUCUGAGAAUGGCUACCGCUGGGCUCAUGCCAUCCUCCGCAGCCGGGGUCACGCAGUCAGACUGCGUACACAGGAGGGCGAAUGGCGCAGCACCUGGGGCCUGGUACCUUUGGCGGAUAUGAUCAACAGGGACCCAGAGCCCAACGUCGAUUGCAGGACUCGAUACGGCUCCGAGUCUUGGGGUCUCAAUGGCUCGUUUGUCUGCACGGCGCUGAAGCAGAUCGAAGCGGACGAGUUCCUGUGGACAGAGUAUGUCUCGAAACCCGAACUUCGCACGAGCGCGACGUUUCUGCGUGAGUAUGGCUUUGUACCGGCUGAGACUCCACAUGAUUCCCUGAGUUGGCUUCCGCCAGGUUGCUCAAGACUUCACUGCAUGGUACGGUUGCAUGAUCGCUUGCAGCUCCAACAGUACUUCGGAGAAGGAUCAGGCAAUUUCGUUGACGAGGCGCUGAAAAACACUUCCUUGGUCAUGUCAGCAGCAAAACAGCCCGACCUAAAGCUGCUGGCGCAGCAUGAGAAGAGGCUCUUGCUCAAGAUUCAGAGGUCAGAGCAGCCAAGGGCUCUCUUCGAGCGCUGGCGGGGGCAGCCAGACUUGAAACCAGCUCCCGAUGCGCUUCCCGAAGCGCUUCAACUGUUUGAGGUGCUGCGCUCGCAGGAAGACCUACACACAGUUGCAUGGGACAGGGCAAUUUGGAACGCCGGUCAGUUUCUCCUGUCCCACUGGGAUGAUGCUCUUGCCGCCGAGGUUCUUUACAGCCACCAUGACUUCAGUCCCAGAUUAGAGCAAGUCUUCCGGAAGCACCGAAAAGAAGCGAUGACGAAGGUCACUUUGCGGUGUGCGUUUGCUGCGCAAGCUCUCCUGAACAACUUUUCCUGGCCAGUCGAUGCAGAGGAACAUCUUGCUCUGUCGUCAACCUCAGACUCGCUUGUCCGGGCAAUGUUUCUCCCUGCGAAGAUCAUGACUUCCAGAUGUCCCAGAGCAGAGGCACUUCAAUCUGAGCGCGAAUGGGAAGAGCAAGAGAGCAUAGAAAUCUGUCCGUAUUGGAAAGUUGCGGAGGAACCAAGCAUUCAAGAGCUGUACAGCUCCCAUCCGUACCCAUCGUGGAGGCGUUUCGGAUUCAUGGCCAGCGAGAAAAGGAAGAGCAUAAAGCGAACCUUAAUUGCUGGUGUUGGUACAGGCAAAGCCGUUCUGGCACACCUGCAGCACUUCAAUCCUGAAGAAAUUGUGGCAGUCGAUCUCAGCAAACGCUCCCUGCAAGUGGCUGCAAGACAGCUGCUUGCUUUGGAUAUCCGCAAUGUUGUUCUCUGGCAGUGUGACCUUACCACCUUACAGGGGCAGUUCGAUGUGAUAGAAAGCGUAGGCGUGCUCCAUCAUCUUCCCGAACCAGCUGCUGGGUUUGCCGCCAUGAAGCGAUUGCUUGCACCUGGAGGCACAUUAAUUCUUGGCCUAUACAGCCGCAUGGCCAGACGCAGCAUCCCGGUGAUUAGGGACUUAGCCGGAGAUGCCAGCUACGAACAGUUCCGAACAUGGCUCACAAGUACUGGCACAGCAGCACUCGGACGAGAAAUGACACUGGAGGAGGCCAGGUUCCGUGAAGAGUUCUUGUCUGAAUUUUCCAUAAGCUCGCGUAGUACUUUUGAAGAUCUCCUGCUGCACCCUGUGGAGCAUGUCUUCGAACUUCCACAGCUAGAGGAGCUCCUGGCAGCAGCGGGCCUUAAAGUUACUGGCGUCCGAAUUCCACCAGGAAGCCAAGGCGUGGCAGAUCGCUGGCUACCAUACUUUACACCGCAACGCCAGGAGAUUGAUGGCUGGCCGUCCAUGCCACUUCUAGCCUUUCUACACCGCAUUGAGACAGAGAAAGAGCCAUUGCUUUUUACGAACAUGUAUGUGCUGACGGCAGCCCACGGCAGUACGGACUAUCUGUCAGACAUGUCGCGCUGGGUUGCCCCCGACGCCUUGGAAGAGGUGGAGUCCCUUCCUCUGCCUUUUGAGCCGGAGUGGUCGAAGGAGUUGUUGGAGUCGGCUAUUCGAGUCCUAUGUUCAAGGAUAUUGCAUCACGUGAAUGGCACUGGCAGAUGGGCUUCACACGCACCUGGCGUUGCUGCCUGGCUCGAAGCGAAGGUUGCCCUGAGCCCCCACGCUGCUCGCAUUGCACGGUCAUUGCAGACGGAAGAUGCCGUUGAAGGAUAUUGUGCGAUGCUGGUAUCCCACUUCCUGGCUUGCUUCAAAGGCUUCAAAGUUUUCUGGGCGGGCUUCAUGGUGUCCUUGCUGCUCGGCUCUCGGCUCUUCGAGGCUGCCAAAGAGUUCGCGCCGGACGAUCCCCGACUGGUCAUCAACUACCGCAAGGUCUAUGAUGUGGCCUGCAUCUCCCUGGGUCCCUGUGGCCACGAGGACCCGAAGAUUAGCCAGGAUUAG